Messenger RNA from Coccomyxa subellipsoidea C-169, 2889 nucleotides. RefSeq lists its product as hypothetical. The transcript is spliced from 11 exons. Lineage: Eukaryota; Viridiplantae; Chlorophyta; Trebouxiophyceae; Coccomyxaceae. Gene Ontology annotation, molecular function: protein binding. The coding region runs from base 112 to 2439 and encodes 775 amino acids. The record is from RefSeq and is a predicted model, not a curated record.
GUCGCACUGGAAGGCGACCUGAUACUAGAAGGGUUUCUCAAGCUAGAUCAGCAAAUCCCCAAGCAAGGGAAGAGCUUAUCGGCGAGGACCCUCGAACUCCCUCCGCUGAAGAUGGAAGGAACACUGGCAAGCAGUCCUGGUUUCUUCAUGAUGACCGUGAUAGAGAGGAGCUGGAUGGGGGUCCAGUCCAGAGGAGGACUGCGGUACCAAAUGAUGACCGGAAUGCCAGGAAUAGGAGGACUGAUGAGCGCACAGCAGGAGCAGCUCGUGACCGUGCACCAUCAGGUGCGGAGAGCAGGGCAGCAGGCAUUCGUGCCUCUGAAGUCUGUGCUGCCGCAGCUUAAUAGAGAAGCCGAGGGCAGAGCAGCUCCACCUGCUGGGACUGCACGCCGGACUGGUGCAGCAGAGAUCAAUGGCAGAGGUUCGCGUGAGGAUGCCCCUGUCAGGAGGGCGGUCUCUCACCUCGAAGGCCGCCCGCGCGAGCAGCGACCAGGACGCGGUGCAGGAUACCAGGGGCAGCACCCGGCAGACGCCCUGUUGUCAGCCGAGGAGUCGGCGGCGAGGGCGCACGAUGCAUCCGCAGCCCUCGAGACUGAGGGAUACACCCACAGGGAUGCGCGCGGAGGCCGGGGCGUGCGCCAGGGCUUCGAGCCUGCCGGCCGCGGCGGCCGCCGGGACGACCAGGGCUUCCGGGGAGAGAGGGGCCGGGGCGGCGGGCGCGGCGACGGCUAUGGGAGGGGCGGACGCGGGCAGGGCGGUGCGCGCGCGGUCGCUGUUGGCGACACCGCGGAGGCGCGGCUGCCGUUCAACUACAAGAUUGCGCAGAAGCUUUUCUCUGCCGAGGCCGAACUGGCCACUGAUGAGCCCAUGUGGCGGUACAUAGACCCGUCCGGCACUGUCCAGGGGCCGUUCCCAGCCAGGAACAUGCUGGAGUGGUACCGCAAGGGCAUGCUGCACGACAUGGGCCUGCAGGUCUGCGGAGCGGAGCGCAAGGUGGCACCUCCUGACGUACCACUGCCCAUCCACUACUACAAGCUCGGAGAUCUGCUGGAGAGCGUCAAGCGGGGUCAGCGCUUUGUGGCCAUCAGUGUGCCCGACAUCAGAUCCGGGACUGCACGGCCCCUGCUCCACACGAAGGCUCCUGCUCAGGCGUCCUCUGGCGCAAAGAAGGCAGACGCAUCGAAGCCUGGCAAGCGCAAGGAGCGCUCUGCAUCGCGCCCCGCAAAGCCUGCCCUCGAGACUGUCAGCCUCAAGCUGGUGCCUGUGGAGUCUGGCGAUGGCUUCACCGUGGAGCUCACUGUGGUGCCACCAGCGCCCAAGCCGCAGGAGGCCCCUGCAGCAAGCGCGCCAGCCGCGGAGCCGACAGCAAAGGAGAGCAGCGACGGCGCCCUGCCCGCAGCAGGCGAGGCUGCGGUGCCUGUGGUGCCUGCUGCUACAGCAGCCCUGCCGGACACCCUGCUGCCAGAGAUCGAGGACAGCGCCGCGGAGAGCGCGGGCAACGCAGAGGCUGCGGCUGAAGACGACGCUGCAGAGGAGACGACUGCAGCUACAGCGGCUGCGCCCAAGGCUGUGCCCGAGGCUGUCAGCAAGGCGGCCCCUUCUGACACUCCCGCUCCAACGGGUGCGGCAGCAGAGGAGGAGGCAGAGGCGCCCAAGGAUGACUCCGCCCCUGAGACUCCAGGCGAGCCCGGUGAGACGGCGCUUGAAGCACCAGCCGAUGCCCCAGCUGAUGCUGCAGUCCAGGAGGCUGCGCCAGCAGAAGCUGCCGAUGAGGAGACGGCAGUCCCAGAGGCAGAAGCAGAGCCAGAAGAGGCAGAUUUGGUCAAGGAGACACCAGCCGCUGCUGCUGCUGCAGAGCCGCUGAAGGACGCGGGUGCAGAGCCUGGUGUGGAGGAGAGCGCGCCAGCGGAGGAAACAAAGGUGGAGGCGGUGCAGGCUGUGCUGGCCAGCAAUGUGGACGCUGUUGUGGCUGCCGACACUGACACAGCGGACAGCAUCACCGAGGCAAUUCCAGACGCAGCACAGCCGAAGGCCGAGGAUGCAGCUAAGACAGUGGAUGCCCUUCAGCCCACAGAGGAAGGCUCCAGCAUCCCAGAACCUGCCGCUGAGACAGCUCCUGCCAAGGAUUGCCCCGCCCCUCAAGAGGCAGCGCCCAGCACUCCUGCCGAAGAAGUGAACGGCGGCAGCGGCAAUGCACACGCGGCAGAGGCUGCCAAGCCUGCAGGAGAUGAGGAGGCAGAGGUCAAAGAGGUGCCGCUGGUUGAGGCCAAGGAAGCCCCCAGCGAGGCGCAGGAUGCAGGCCAGAGCAAGGAUGGGGAGGAGGCUGCAGGCGCCAGGGAGGGCACAGCCAAGGGGGAAGCCGUGGAAGCAGCAGCAGAGAAGCCCAAGCAGUCUUCCAUGUUCAAGUCGGCCCUGAAGAUGUUCCAGGGCGGCAAGUGAGUGGCGGAUGGAUCCAUGUGGAUAUUUUGAUAACACCGGAGCAAUUCUGGGGCUGGGUCAGCAUUUGGGGCCGUCACACUGCACAGACCUGAUGGACUUGGGCAUCUUGGUGGUGGAUCUGUUGAUAAUGGAAAUAGUGUCAAAGGCAAUUGUACUGCAGUGUUGUACAAACAAUGAGGUCCCUUCCAGUAGCAUUUUAUUGUGAAUUUCAGGUUGCGUGACUUUGAGUUCCAGGAAUGUCUGUGUUGCUCUCUGUGUAUGGCCGUUUUGUGUUACAUUCUACCUCCUGGGCCACCGCUACUCUGGCUAUCAAGGCUUAGUCUUGAUUUCCAAUGUGUUUGCAUACAAUCAAUUACAGCCUUGGGGCAUGCUGUGAAGGCUCUAUACAGUGCUGUGAUGACUGCAACCAGUGAAGCUCAAAGCCAAUUUGUUAAUGAAUCUUGGCAUGAC